AUGGGUUGUAGUGCUUCUUCCCAAAUAAGUGUGUGUCAGCGUAGUGCUUCUUCCCAAAUAAGUGUGUUUAAGUGUCGAGCUUCUUCGCAAAUAGAUUUGUGUCAGUGUCGUCUUUCUUCCCAAAUAGGUGUGUGUAAGAGUCGUGCUUCUUCACAAAUAGGUGUGUGUCAGUGUAGUGCUUCUUCCCAAAUAGGUGUGUGUCAGUGUAGUGCUUCUUCCCAAAUAGGUGUGUGUCAGUGUAGUGCUUCUUCCCAAAUAGGUGUGUGUCAGAGUAGUGCUUCUUCCCAAAUAAGUGUGUGUCAGUGUAGUGCAUCUUCCCAAAUAGGUGUGUGUCAGUGUAGUGCUUGUUCCCAAAUAGGUGUGAGUCAGUGUAGUGCUUCUUUUCAAAUAGGAGUGUUUCUGUGUAGUGCUUCUUCCCAAAUAGGUGUGUGUCUGUGUAGUGCUUCUUCCCAAAUAGGUGUGUGUCAGUGUAGUGCUUCUUCCCAAAUAGGUGUGUGUCAGAGUAGUGCUUCUUCCCAACUAGGUGUGUGUCUGUGUAGUGCUUCUUCCCAAAUAUUUGUGUGUCAGUGUAGUGAUUGUCCCCAAAUAGGUGUGUGUCAGUUUAGUGCUUGUCCCCAAAUAAGUGUGUGUCAGUGUAGUGCUUGUCAGCAAAUAAGUGUGUGUCAGUGUAGUGCUUCAUCCCAAAUAGGUGUGUGUCAGUGUAGUGCUUCUUCCCAAAUAUGUGUGUAUCAGUGUAGUGCUUCUUCCCAAAUAUGUGUGUAUCAGUGUAGUGCUUCUUCCCAAAUAUGUGUGUAUCAGUGUAGUGCUUCUUCUCAAAUAGCUGUGUGUCAGUGUAGUGCUUCUUCCCAAAUAGCUGUGUGUCAGUGUAGUGCUUCGUCCCAAAUAGGUGUGCAUCAGUGUAGUGCUUCUUCCCAAAUAGGUGUGUGUCAGUGUAGUGCUUCUUCCCAAAUAGGUGUGUGUCAGUGUAGUGCUUCUUCCCAAAUAGGUGUGCGUCAGUGUAGUGCUUCUUCCAAAAUAGGUGUGUGUCAGUGUAGUCCUACUUCCCCAAUAAGUGUGUGUCAGUGUAGUGCUUCUUCGCAAAUAAGUGUGUGUCAGUGUAGUGCUACUUCCCAAAUAAGUGUGUGUAAGUGUCGAGCUUCUUCGCAAAUAAGUUUGAGUCAGUGUAGUGCUUCUUCCCAAAUAAGUGUGUGUCAGUGUAGUGCUUCUUACCAAAUAAGUGUGUGUCAGUGUAGUGCUUCUUCCCAAAUAGAUGUGGGUCCGUGUAGUGCUUCUUCCCAAAUAGGUGUGUGUCAGUGUAGUGCUUGUCCCCAAAUAGGUGUGUGUCAGUGUAGUGCUUGUCAGCAAAUAGGUGUGUGUCAGUGUAGUGCUUCUUCCCAAAUAGGUGUGUGUCAGCGUAGUGCUGCUUCCCAAAUAGGUGUGUGUCAGCGUAGUGCUGCUUCCCAAAUAGGUGUGUGUCAGUGUAGUGCUUCUUCCCAAAUAUGUGUGUAUCAGUGUAGUGCUUCUUCCCAAAUAGGUGUGUGUCAGUGUAGUGCUUCUUCUCAAAUAGCUGUGUGUCAGUGUAGUGCUUCUUCCCAAAUAGGUGUGUGUCAGUGUAGUGCUUCUUCUCAAAUAGCUGUGUGUCAGUGUAGUGCUUCUUCCCAAAUAAGUGUGUGUAAGUGUAGUGCGUCUUUCCAAAUAAGUGUGUGUCAGUAUAGUGCUUCUUCCCAAAUAAGUGUGUGUCAGUGUAGUGCUUCUUCCCAAAUACGUGUGUGUCAGUGUAGUGCUUCUUCCCAAAUACGUGUGUGUCUGUGUAGUGGUUCUUCCCAAAUACGUGUGUGUCAGUGUAGUGCUUCUUCCCAAAUAAGUGUGUGUCAGUGUAUUGCUUCAUCCCAAAUAAGUGUGUGUCAGUGUAGUGCUUCUUCCCAAAUAAGUGUGUGUCAGUGUAGUGCUUCUUCCAAAAUAAGUGUGUGUCAUUGUAGUGCUUCUUCCCAAAUAAGUAAAUAA
Molecule: messenger RNA, 1983 nt
Organism: Schistocerca gregaria
Lineage: Eukaryota; Metazoa; Arthropoda; Insecta; Orthoptera; Acrididae
Product: keratin-associated protein 16-1-like
Exons: 8
Coding region: 1-1983 (660 amino acids)
Source: RefSeq, a predicted model, not a curated record